Paramuricea clavata is the source of this 2433-nucleotide messenger RNA. NCBI's taxonomy places the organism in Eukaryota, Metazoa, Cnidaria, Anthozoa, Malacalcyonacea, Plexauridae. The record is from the annotation of a GenBank genome assembly.
AUGGCGGCGAGCGAAGAGCGUUUUGAACUUUCGAGAAUAUCAUCAAAAUGGAAUUUACGAGACGAGCAAAAACAAGCUAUACAUGAUUUAUUAUGUGGGAAAGAUGUUCUUGCGACAUUGCCAACGGGAUUUGGUAAGAGUCGUAUUUUCUACGCUUUUGCUUCUGUGAAGGAUAAACAGCUUUCGGGUGCUGUAGUAAUUUUAGUAAUCACCCCUUUGACCAGCAUCGCAAAAGACCAGUUGGACUAUUUGGAUUCAAUCGGUAUUCCAGCCGCCAACCUAGCCGGACUUCCAAAAGAUGAUUUACGCGAAUGUAAAAUGCAAUUCUUGUUUGGUUCGGCCGAAGAUGUUGCGACCAAGGAAUUUCGCAAUGAAUUAAAGGAUAGAACAUCUGAACUACACAAACAACUGGCUUGCAUUGUGGUUGAUGAAUCGCAUACAAUAGAAACUUGGGCCGGCAAAAGGUACAUAUUUUACAAAUGUUUCAGUUUUAACAACUUUGUUGUUCAUAUACUAAAAUAUGUUUAUCUGUUUUAUUCAGAAUAAAACGCAAACGGAAGAUGAGAAGAAACAAACAAAUAAAUUAAACAAGUGAAAAUUUGAUUUUUUACACCUAACCAAGGAUGAAAUCCCAUCCCCUACUCAUAGUCUCCUAACAUACUUCCAUGAAAAGUAAACACAAGUUAAAAGUGCUUUCUAAACUGUCUUUAAACUUAGCCCUUAGGCAUGUCAGUCCUGUCCCUUGUAUAAAAUAGCCUGUGAACAAAUGCCCUGCCCUCUCCCCAUGGGGGAAAAUUGGGGGAAGUGCAUUCGCAAAAUGGUGUAUGUAAGCAUGUUCUUAACAGUGCAAUCGGUUCGCAAUCGCCUAAUACUUAUAAGAAUCUAGGAUACAGAAACCUGCACAUCAUGUAUAUAAUUAUAAACAUUUAGUUUGGCAAUUUUCAUAUUGUUUGGGUCUUGAAUCAAUACCUAGAAUGAGAAAAACAAAUAUUGACAUUUUAAGAAAAGGUUUACAGGUAAACUACGUGAAGCAUUCCUCUUUUGACUUUCUAACUCGUUUGGAAUUUUCCUCAUUAGCUUUGCAAAUUUGAAAAACUCUUUGCAAAUCCCUUGAGGGAAUUUGCAAUGUUUCUAUUGGCUGUUGCAAUAUUGCAAUGCAAAAAACUUCAUUUUAAAUUUUCCUAACUUCCUGUUUUAAGGAUUAAUUUAAUUCUAAAUUCAUAAACAUUUUUUAUUGUCAGAUGUUCCCAUACUAGCUCUCACUGGAACUGCUGAUAUGCAUACUCAAAAGAUUAUUACUACAGAAUUGCUGAUGGUAAACCCAACCAAAAUUUUUAUCAGCCGAAACCGAGAAAACCUGCGUUUUUCAGUGGUCAAAACAUCCAGAGACAAAAUGCAUGAAAAACUAGACUGGCUCAUUGCAAUGAUAAAAGGGGUUGGUUGUUGCAUGCCCAAAACUAUAAUCUUCUGCAAUACCUUGACAGAUAUUGCAUUUGUGUUCAAUCAUCUUUUGUUUAAACUUUGAGGGUAUGCUUAUUAUCCUCCAAAUUCAAGUAAGAAAUGUGAUCUUAUCAUUGGUAUAUUCCAUUCUGUAUCAUGGCAACAUAAUAAAGACCGGGUCUUCAAAUCCUUCAGAGAGAUGGUCAUCUGCGAGUUGUAAUAGCAAGCACUUCUCUUAGUGUGGGAGUUAACUUUCCGGAUGUAAGAUACAUCAUUAACUGGGGACCAGCGAGAACACUUAUAGAUCAGCAUCAAGUAGCUGGUAGGGCAGGCAGGGAUGGUGAACAAUCUGAUGUGAUACUGGUCUAUUAUGGACAACAACUGUCACAUUGUGAGGAGAAUGUUUCAAAUUUUGUGAAAGCUGAAGGCUGUUACAGAGUUGCUGCAUAUAAAACAUUUGACCCAAAUAUCACACCCCUAGACAUUAAACAUAAAUGUUGCUUGAACUGUGCUAAAAGUUGCAAUUGCAAAAAUGAGGACUGCAAGUUGAUGCCAUUUGAAUGCAACUAUCAACGUACAACAUCAUCAGCAGAGUCUAUGACUAGGCUGGUAACUGUACAGGAUAAACAAGAUGUUAGAGAUGCUUUAAGUGAUAUUAAGGAUACAUUGCCUAGUGGGUGUACUGUUUUUGGUUCAUCUUCGUGUCAUGGGUUUUCUGAAGAACUAAUUGAGUGUAUUACUGAUAACUGUCAUUGGAUAUUUACUUUGAACGAUGUGAAAACAUACCUGCUAAUAUUCACAGUCGAGCAUGGGUUAAAAAUUUUGGAAGUUCUUGAUGAAAUAUUUGAUGACAUUCCACAGUUUGACUCCUUGAGUUGUAUUUUCAACGAAGUUGUGUUGAAUGACAAAGAACUCGCAGAAUUUCAAUGUUCAGAUUCAGAUGAACAGUCAGAACUUUUUGAGCUGGAUAGCUUAAAUGAGGAUGAUAUUUAA